CCAUAACCAGUCGACCGCCGAAUCGCAGACCCGCAAGACAUUCGAGUUCUCAGUUUGUGCACUGCAUACUUUUUGGCGCGCUCGCCAAUUCAAACAACAAAAUACACCAAUACACCACACACGAAUCCGUUGCGCCCAGCGAAGCGACCGAAUUCAUCAACUUUUGCGUCUGGGGUGGCAUGUGGAUAAAUUUCAGCCGCCAUGGAUCCCAGUGCUCUACAAAACAUGGAUCGGGACGCAUUAAAGAAGCAAAUCGAGAAUAUGAAAUAUCAGGCCUCCAUGGAGCGCUGGCCGUUGUCUAAAUCCAUUGCAGAAAUGCGGUCGUUCAUUGAGGAAAAUGAGAAGAACGAUCCGUUGAUUAAUGCUCCGGAUAAGAAGAACAAUCCGUGGGCUGAAAAAGGAAAAUGCGUUAUUAUGUAAUAUUAUCGUAAACCACAGAAAUACCGUAAUACCUAUGAUAACCAGCCAAAUAACACCA
Drosophila guanche is the source of this 478-nucleotide messenger RNA. RefSeq names its product guanine nucleotide-binding protein subunit gamma-e (gene Ggamma30A). The record is from RefSeq and is a predicted model, not a curated record. NCBI's taxonomy places the organism in Eukaryota, Metazoa, Arthropoda, Insecta, Diptera, Drosophilidae. The transcript is spliced from 4 exons. Gene Ontology annotation, cellular component: heterotrimeric G-protein complex. Gene Ontology annotation, molecular function: G-protein beta-subunit binding. The coding region runs from base 202 to 420 and encodes 72 amino acids. Gene Ontology annotation, biological process: sensory perception of taste; phospholipase C-activating G protein-coupled receptor signaling pathway.